UGCUCUUGUACCUUUACAAAUGAAGAACCGCGAACACUUUGCUUCUCCUACAGCUGGUCUCUACAUUCAACUUUUACCAACCCCAAUGGAAACGAAAACCAAUCCUACGGGACAAGUGCAAGUUCGCUUUACGACAAGGAAUCCAGAAUUAACUGUUGGUGAUACACCAAUUCUGAUUCCAACUUCUUUGAAGCGGUAUGGAUUGUCUCAAGUUGUCAACCAUCUAUUAAAAUCAGACAAACCUACUCCUUUUGAUUUCUUAAUUCAAGGUAACCUUCUACGAACCUCUUUAGACGACUACAUUACUCAAAAUGGUUUAUCUACGGAGUCCACUUUGGACCUUGAGUACAUAGAAUCUACGCUUCCUCCUCAGUAUCUCGCUGCUUUUCCUCAUGAUGAUUGGAUUUCUAGUGUUCAACUCUCUUCCAACCACAUUUUGACCUCUUCUUACGAUGGUAUUGCUCGUGUUUGGGACAAGAGUGGUCAAGUUAAGCUUCAAUCUCUUGGUUUAGGUUCAUCUUUAAAAAAUAUUUCCUGGAAGGCACCAGAGAAAAGCUUUUUGACAUCUUCUCUUGACCAAAAAAUCCAUUUUUGGGAAAUUGAGGAUGAUCUUUCUAAUAUUGAAAACGAAAAAUCUACAGCAGCUUUCAGUACAACUUUUACUGGUCAUAAAGGUGUGGUAGAACGUGUCCGCGCUUUACCUGAAUCCAACGUAUUCUUAUCUGCUUCUACUGAUAAAACUGUUGGUAUUUGGGACUUUGAAAGGUCCCCAGAGACGACAGUGGAGUCAAUGGAUGUAAAUUCGUCGAAACGACGUCGUAAAAAUGAUGAACUUGUGCCUCGCAAUGGUGCUCGUGCUCCUCUCUUCCUUUGUGAAGGACAUAAUGAGAGCGUGAUGGACGUGAUUUUUUCCAAUGAUCCUUCCGCUGCUUAUUCAGUUGGUCUUGAUCAUACUAUUAAAACUUGGGAUCUUAUCACUGGUCAGUCUGUUACUUCAAGGAUUACCAAAAACCCCCUUCUUUGUGUUGAAAAGUUAAACGAUCUUCACCUCCUUGCCUGCGGUUCAUCCGCUCGUUCCAUCACACUCCAUGACCCUCGUGCUUCAAGUGAUAAAAUUACUUCUAUGACUUUAUCAGGACAUAAGAACCUUGUUUCAGAUUUAGCUGCCAGUCCUGAAAAUCCAUAUAUGUUUGCGUCAGUCUCCCACGACAACUCAUGUCGUGUUUGGGAUGUACGUGCUACAUCUGGCAGUAUUUAUACAUUGCCAAGAUCUGUCAAAAGAGGUUCUCAGUGGGAUAAACUUUUUUCCGUAGACUGGAACAAGUCUGUAGGUAUUGUUACUGGUGGUACCGACAAGCAGCUUCAGAUCAAUCAAUCUUCGUCCUUCGACAAUAGCCAAUAAAGCAUGGCUUGGCUUUUCUUGUUUAAUUUAGGUAGGUAAAAAUGGGACAAUAAGGAUUUUAAAUAUCCAAAAAUUUUGGGGAAUCGGUGAAAUUCUAUGUAUUUAAGGACUUCCUUUAUUUAGUUACAAUUAGAUCAAUAUACAACUGAAUUAUAAAAUAACACAUAAAAUUAAUAUGAAA
This is a messenger RNA of Schizosaccharomyces cryophilus OY26, 1583 nucleotides long. RefSeq names its product ribosome biogenesis protein Ytm1. Gene Ontology annotation, molecular function: protein binding. Gene Ontology annotation, biological process: ribosome biogenesis. Bases 20 to 1402 code for a protein of 460 amino acids. The transcript is spliced from 2 exons. Lineage: Eukaryota; Fungi; Ascomycota; Schizosaccharomycetes; Schizosaccharomycetales; Schizosaccharomycetaceae. The record is from RefSeq and is a predicted model, not a curated record. Gene Ontology annotation, cellular component: preribosome, large subunit precursor.